Ipomoea triloba (trilobed morning glory) is the source of this 3327-nucleotide messenger RNA. RefSeq names its product pentatricopeptide repeat-containing protein At2g33680-like. NCBI's taxonomy places the organism in Eukaryota, Viridiplantae, Streptophyta, Magnoliopsida, Solanales, Convolvulaceae. The record is from RefSeq and is a predicted model, not a curated record. Gene Ontology annotation, molecular function: protein binding; RNA binding. Bases 705 to 2828 code for a protein of 707 amino acids. Gene Ontology annotation, biological process: RNA modification. The transcript is spliced from 3 exons. Gene Ontology annotation, cellular component: intracellular membrane-bounded organelle.
CCCCUAAACCCCUAAACUUUCUUUCCCUAUUUCUGCCUUUAGAUGUUCAGCGCUCAACAAUUCACGCACAACCUCUUCGUCGUCGAUUCCUCAGUCCUCUCUGUCUGUCGUCAAUGCCGUCUGGGCAGAGCCGGCGACCCACAGCCUCCACGCCUUCAGCUUCUCGCCAAUCUCCGACCUCCGUGCUCGACGCGACGACGCUCUCUGUCCGUCCGUGCACAUCCUCCACUCCCUCCAGCGACCACUGCGAGUCUCCGACCAGCGUAGCAGAGCCAGGGUUCUUCAAUUUUAACGACAGCCAGAGGUCCAUUGAAGCAGAGCCGCUGAUGAGAAUGAGAUGACGAGUUGGCUGUUUGCCUCUUGCCUCCUUCCCCUUGGUUCGCUGUUUGCUUAAUCGACCGGAGGCGCGGAGUUCUUGACCAGUGAUGAAGGCCUCUCUGGCAGAUGGCUCAGUAGAGACUAGAGAUUGGCAGUUGCUUUCUUCAGGUCAAUGGUUCUGGAGGUUGGGUUUACUCCAAACCAUUAUACAUAUUUGGGAGCGUUAUCUGCUUGUAUUUCAAAAUUAAAGAUUGAUACUAAUUUUUAUUGAAGAUUCAAUCCGCCUUCACGCAUCAAGCAACUUGGGGAAAAAAUACCAAUAAUUUCAUAGCUCACAGUCACAACUAACACUUCGUCUGGUGUCUACAUAUGCCUGCUUUCGCCAGAUGUCUUUAUCUCAGAUUAUUCGGUCAUGCACAAACAAUAAGUCUAUUCUUAGUGGAAAAGCAGCCCAUGCACAACUCAUCAAAUAUGGGUCCAAACCGGAUGUAUAUACAAACAAUCACUUACUCUCCAUGUACUUAACAUUCCAUGAAAUUGAAUGUGCUCAGAAACUCUUCGAUGAAAUGCCCAAACGGAAUGUAAUCACCUGGACAACGUUAAUUUCCUCUUAUUCUCAUAUGGGUCUAUCUGAAAAAGCUUUAGAGAGCUUCAGGUCAAUGGUUCUGGAGGAUGGGUUUACUCCAAAUCAUUAUACAUAUGUGGGAGCGUUAUCUGCUUGUACUUGCUUAGGGGCUGCAAGAACUGGGAAAGAGAUACAUGGGAGGAUAUUCAGAGCUGAGGAGGCAUUAAAUAGCUUUGUCAGCAACUGUUUGGUUAACUUUUAUGGGAAAUGUGGGUUGUUGAAGUCAGCUCAGCUUGUGUUUGAUGCUAUGUUGGAGCCAAAUACAGUUACUUGGGCCUCGCUUAUUUCAUGUCAUUGUCAGUGUGGGGAGUAUGAUGAGGGGCUCAGGAUUUUCUUGAGGUCUUUGAGAGCUGGAGUGUUGGUUAAUGAAUUCUUAUGUGGGAUCGCGCUGGGUGCUUGUGCUUCAGAGGAGCGUCUGGGACUUGGAAUGGGAAUUCAUUGUCUAAUUGUGAAAUGUGGUGUCAAAAUGGAUCAGUACGUGGUCACUGGGUUGGUUAACUUUUAUGUAAAGUGUGGUCAACUUGGCUUGGCAUAUAACACUUUUAACAUGGCAGGUGCUCCAGAGUUGCAUGCUUGGACUGCCUUGAUUGGAGGUUGUGUGCAGCAAGGGAAGGGGAGAGAGGCUGUUAAUCUUUUCUGCAAGUUGCUUUCUUCAGGCUUGAAACCAAGUGAAAGAACAUAUGCAUCUGUCCUAGGAGCUUUUACUGAUACAAAGGAAUUUCAAGUUGGAAUGCAGCUCCACUCUUCUAUCAUAAAACUGGGAUUCAAUUCGUUUACCUUUGUUUGCAACGCACUAGUGGACUUUUACUCAAAGAGCAAUCUACUUGAUGAAUCAUUUAAAAUUUUUCAAGAAAUGACUGAAUAUGACAUUGUUACUUGGAAUGCACUAAUAGCUGGAUAUAUAAGGUCCAGUCAUUAUGAACAAGCUAUCAAACUUCUCCAAGAGAUGUUGUUUGAGGGGCUCGAACCUAAUCUUCACACAUACUCUUGCAUUUUGAGCAUCUGUGGGGAUUUGCCAGCUAUUGAAUGGGGCAAGCAAGUUCAUUGCCGCAUUAUGAAGCCUGGUUUUGAUUCCAAUGUGGUUGUUGGAAGUACCCUAAUUGAUAUGUAUGCUAAAUGUGGACGUUUGGGCGAUGCACGAAAAGUUUUUGAUAUCCUACCUUGUAAGAACUUGGUUUCUUGGAAUACUAUGCUUGUAGGUUACGCACAACAUGGAUUUGUGAAAGAAGCUUUGGAGAUUUACAGUAUGAUGCAAGACAAUGGAGUUAAACCUAAUGAUAUAACAUUCGUUGGAGUAUUAUCUGCCUGUGGACAUGGAGGACUUUUAGAGGAGGGAUUAAACCACUUCGAUAGCAUGAAAAAUAACUAUGGGAUCACUCCAAGAACAAAUCACUUAGCUUGUAUGGUCAAUCUAUUUGCUCGUAAAGGGCAGACUAAAAAAGCUUACGACUUUAUCAGGAACUUUCCCGAAAAACCAGAUAAGGUGGUUUGGCGUUGUCUUUUGUCAGGCUGCAAUAUAAAUAAAGAUUUUGUUCUGGGAAAAUAUGCCGCAGAGGAGAUUUUAAAUAUUGAUCCGAAUGAUACAUCAGCUCAUGUUACAUUGUCUAAUAUUUAUGCUAGGUUGAAUAUGUGGGAUGAAGCAGCCCGGAUAAGGAAAAUGAUGAAACAGAAAGAGCUGAAGAAGGAAACAGGAUGUAGUUGGACAGAAUUGCAGAACAAGAUGUAUUGUUUUUCUUCAAGCUACAAUACGCUUCUUGGUGAAGUUAAUAUGUGGAAUUCGGUGGACAUGAAGGAAGUUGUGAUCGACGACACUUUGGCCUCAGAAAUAUAUUUUGAUGAGACAUACAGGGUGGGCUGGCCUAAUCUGCUUAGCUAUCCGACCUGACUUGCUGAGCUAUUCUGAAUGGCCAAUUUUGGAUGCCACAGAUUGUAGACGCCCGAAAGCAAUUCAAGGAAGAUGAGCUCGGUUGACUUUUCCGAGGAGGUUAUCCUGGGUGGCGGAGUGAAGAUCAUAGUAAGAGAACUAACUCCCUGAGCUGAAAGGUUCUGUUGGGCUGAUAUUUUUUAUCUGACUUGAUCUCACCUCCAUCAUUGCCUUUUCUUACUGUUGUUCAAAAUCCAUCUGCAUAUAGGGUGGUUUAAUAUGGUUGAUUUCAUCUACAGUAUGAAGCUUGUGUUAUAGCUCAGAUUACAUUCCAUUUGGGAAAUUGAAGUACCAAACUUCAUUAGGGUUAACAUUGCCUUCUUAUCUUGUCAAGAUGUAAAUUGUGUAUUUUGAACUUGGGUUCACCUUGCAAGAUGGAUCCGGGUUCACAUAAUAAUUUGUCUAGCAGAUAACGUCAUGUUUCAAUAAUAUGAGUGCCUCCUUCAAACAUUUGCUCUAA